AUGAACCCGCACAAGCAGAACAAGGUUGACAUCAGCUCCCUCACCCCAGACGAGCAACGCCUCUUCCGCCUCUACGGCAAGCUCCCCUCCAAAUCCGACCACCUAGCCAAGCACCUCAAGGACCGCAAGUACUUCGACUCCGGCGACUAUGCGCUCUCCAAAGCCGGCAAGGCCAGCUCCGUCGACACGGGUAGCGUAGGCUCGCAGCACCCUCUCCCCGAGAACAUCCCGCACCUGUCAUCGCCGAGCGUCGGCAACGCGAGCCAGGGCGGCAGCGGCAACAGCAAUAUCCAGCUCGGGGGCACGGCCGGAGCGCAGAGCGCCAGCCCUGUGAAGGAGAGCAGCUUUUUGAACCGGGAAACAACGGCGGAUGAGUUGGAGAGGGACGAUCAGGCUGGUGCGGGAGCGGCCCAGAGCGUCAGCCCCCCACCUGCGAAGGAAGGCAUUCCGAUUAGGAGAUAG
Amorphotheca resinae ATCC 22711 is the source of this 462-nucleotide messenger RNA. RefSeq lists its product as hypothetical. Gene Ontology annotation, molecular function: protein phosphatase inhibitor activity. Gene Ontology annotation, cellular component: cytoplasm. The record is from RefSeq and is a predicted model, not a curated record. Lineage: Eukaryota; Fungi; Ascomycota; Leotiomycetes; Helotiales; Amorphothecaceae. Bases 1 to 462 code for a protein of 153 amino acids. The transcript has 2 exons.